Messenger RNA from Saccostrea cuccullata (small rock oyster), 3803 nucleotides. RefSeq lists its product as uncharacterized. The transcript is spliced from 15 exons. NCBI's taxonomy places the organism in Eukaryota, Metazoa, Mollusca, Bivalvia, Ostreida, Ostreidae. Bases 96 to 2003 code for a protein of 635 amino acids. The record is from RefSeq and is a predicted model, not a curated record.
AACCCGCUGUUACCCUGUAAAGGGACGCAACUGCGUAUUAUGGCUGCUUGAGGAUAUGGAAACAUUGAUGUGGCGACUUGGCAAACAUUCAGAUUAUGCAUCAUGGAUUGAUUCUUUUGAGACAAAUAUUUAGUUUUAAAUUUCCUUGUGUAUUUAACUGUCGACAGAUGUGGUGGAAAGUUCAAGCACAAAGCUUGUUUACGAGGCUGAAUUCCUUAAACAGGUCCAGGAAAGUUAUCCUAGUAUUACUUGUUUUAUGUGUUUUUCUAUACUACAUUUUGAGCUCAUGGUUUACCACAGAGAAGCCGACAAUUGUACCAGAUAAUCUUGAAUUUUGUCUACAAGAAAAAGUAGAAAGGUUUUCAGACUCCAUCAACAGAUAUGAUGUGUUUUUAAAUCAGGAAAACCAAGAAAAAACAUUUCCCCCAUAUGUUGGAAAUGGAAAAUUGGCAGCUUCAAUAGACAGUGACUAUGGGCUGUUUAUCAGACUCAAUCGAGCACUCUCCUUAUCUGUAAAAUACUACCCAGUGGUGUCCACAAAAAUCAUCAACAGCAAAGCAAGAGAGGCUACAUUAUUGAACAUUAGAGAUGGAAUUGCUUACAGGCUCCAGACAGUUCAAACAGGAGGUUGGAGGAGCAAGUGUAACUAUGUGGAGAGUCGGUUAUAUGCCCACAGAGCCCGGCCCUCCGUGUUAGUCCAGGAUAUUCGCAUUUCCAACCCUAGUAAAAGACCAUUGUUCCUUGAAUUUGAACCAGCUGGCCAAUUCAAUUGGAAAAACUCCAAAACUUCUCCUAAGACAGAAACAGUGGGAGGUAAAUCUAUCAGCUAUGAGGUGACGGAGGGGGAGGUAGAUCUACCAGACAACAAAUACCACGUCUACGCUGUUGUCGCAUCCAUCAGACUGCCCAAAAAUACAUUCUCCCUCAAGGCUGGAGAGACCAAACAGUAUCAAGUGUUGACUGUUGUUAACUACACAAAACCAUAUGAGAAAAAACCAGAAAAAUUGACGUCAGUGAUGUCAUCCGGGGUAGAGAAGGAAUUAAAAGAUAUUGUGAAUAUUGGAGCUUCAGCCUUGCAAGCUGAACAUGUGAAAGUUUGGAAUAAGAUGUGGCAGAGUGGAUUUGGAAUCAGCCAUUCUAAGGCCCAGGGAGCACUGAAUGCUGAUAAGAUUAACACUACUAUUUAUUAUGUACUUAGUAAUGUCCCAGCCCCACUGUAUGACUUACAAGUCACUCCAACAGAGAGGACUAAAAUCCAGCAGGUGCUUCAUUACCCUGACAGGUGCUACAAUGGACACUCUACACUGCUGGCUAACACACUGUGGGCGGAUGUGACAGAUGAGGAUGAUAUUGCCCGUGUGUCCACCACUUGGAUGAUCACUCUGGAGAAAAUGGGCUGUGAUUUCAUGGUCAGAUCAGGUGCAGAAGGAGUUCUUCAGGCGAUGCUGUUGAGUAUGGGGGCGCUGAGAUUUGGGGACAGUCACCUGGAGUUUAAGAUGGAACCCAAGGAUCUCCACAGGGACCUUUUUUUCCACCGAAUCAAUUACGGCAAUAACACACAUCUUAAUAUAUCUGUGAUAGUCGGGGAGGACAAUAAAGCAAAUAUCUACGCUGCUUUGGAUCGCAAUGAUCGGCCAUAUUACGCCUGUGAUGCAGGGUGCAUAGAUGCCCCUAUGCAAUUAUCGAGAAAGGUGCAGCAGUUUCCUGUGAAGUUAACAGAGCCGUUGACAGCCAUACUUUACAUCACGGCUGACAAAGUCCACAUGGAGGAGCUGAAACAUGUCCUCCAUCUACAGUCCAUCAAAGAAGCUCCCCCACACGAGCACCAUGUGAUAGCCCUACACAAACACGGCCACCAUUUUGGAGGCCUGCCUCUGAUAUUCUGGAUCUCAUUAGCAUUCCUUGUCAUCAUUUUCCAUCUGUUCCUGGUCAAGUUAAUUAUUAACGAGUAUUGCCAAGGCCAGGAGAGAUUUACUAACAGACGUAAAGGCUACAACGUGUGAGAUGGACUCUGGAGAUUUGUUAUAUACCCUCUGUGUCUUUCCAUCAUUUUACAAGGAGAAUAGACAAUCUAAAAAAUCUAAAAUAUUCAUAUCAUUUCAAUGGUGGGUUUAAUUUUUUGGUGUUCAAACUUCAUUUGUGAAAAUAUGCGACUUUAAGGUGAUUAAGCUAUGGUAUAUGUUAUAUGUAUGAUGUUCUUUAGUAUCAUUUUAUUGUCUUUGCUAUAUGCAUUUGUAUAAUCCUUGAAUUUGCAAUACAUGUACCGGUAUGCAUAUAUCUUAUUUAACGAAAGAAAUUAAAAAAUAAUAAGAAGGUAAAAAGUUAUUCACAGUGCAAUGUGUUACAAAAAAUCAUAUACCUUAUAAGCAGAAUUUUUUGUGUCGAUUUAGUUUUGGCAUUAUAAGCAAGGGUGCUGAGAUCGCUAAAAUUAAUCUUUGAUGUAACAUGCAUACAAUAUAAUAACUUAAAUAUUGAUUUUCAAAAUACAUGUAUUUGAAUUCAUUAUGGUUUGUGCCUUUUAAGAUUGAAUUUGUUCAUUUCUGAAGAAGGGAGAAGAUAUAUAGUGCUUUUAUUUAUUUGUUUAUCUGCAAUUUUGUUCAAGAUGUUUGGUGUGCAUGGAAGAGAAAGAUUGGAAAAUCGAGCUUUUAACUGGCAGCUCCAUUUUGUUCUUCAGUUCAUGUUUGUUUUGUCUCUAUGUUUUUUGUUUUCUGUAUUCUAGUGUAUAAUUAAGAUUUACUUGUCAAUCAUUCUGAAUUCCACGUAUGUUUUUUUCUACAUUUCACGCCAUAAUAAUUAGUUUAUUAUUAUUCACUGUAGAUAUCAAAUGUGAUUUCUAUAUGUAAGUAUUCUGUAAGAUGGUAUUUUGUUAAAUCUCUUUUGUUUUGAAAAGUGUAUGUCUCAGAAAAUGUAGUUUUAUUCAUAAUUGGUAGCACAACUAUUUCUGUGUGCAUAUAAACCUUAAAUUCAUAAUCAGGUUAGGAAUACAAGAGUACUAAGACCAAACCACAUUUUUGGCAUGUUAGAGCUAUAUAAGAAAGGUCAACUAAAUUAGCUUUCCUUUUGUAAUGAAUUAACUAUUUAGAUGACAAUACUUGUGUUGCAAUGCAAUUUCUUUUAAUGCAUAUUUACUGGCCAGUGGUACAUAAGAUUCUUUUACAAUGUUAACUAAAAUAGUUUUUCAAGCUGUGUAAGUGAAAUAUUUAUGUUAUGACAAUAUAUUGUUUAUAUUUUAUGUACGAGUUGUAAUACAUGUAAGUCAAAUUGUUUAAUGUAGUCUGAAAUGUACAUUUGAGAGAUUUUAACCUGCUUGUAUGUAGAAACAUUGUUUAUGUAAUAUGAAGUAUAUGUGCAAAUGAUGGUUUGAAUGUGUUGGCGAUUACACUGUUUAAUUGCUGAAGAUAUAGGUUUUGUACACAUUUCUGUAAAUGCACUGUGUACCGUGGGUACAUGUAUGCUGUAUGCAUGCAGAUGUAUACUUGUAUAUAAACAGAUUUGAGGGUUUGCAUUUUAUAUGCAUAUCUAAAACAGUUUUAAAGUUUUCAAUAGCAGAAAUGGAUACAGUAAAACAAGUUUAUAGUAAAGUAGAGGGACAAACUACAUGUAGUUUGAAUGGCAUAAUAUUAUGUGACAAUUGAGUUUAUGUACCAGAAAUGCAGAUGAGUAAAUCGUUUUGAGUUUGCUGCAAGUGGGAAAUCAUAAAAAGCCUGUUCAUUAUAACCAUGUUUUACUGUGUACAUUGUUUUACUGUGUACAUUUGAAGUUAAUAAAUAUUAUUAAAAGUUAAUAAAUAAAACCUUCAGCAA